Messenger RNA from Blastomyces dermatitidis ER-3, 5223 nucleotides. RefSeq names its product thermotolerance protein. Gene Ontology annotation, biological process: mRNA splicing, via spliceosome. Gene Ontology annotation, cellular component: nucleus; U2 snRNP. NCBI's taxonomy places the organism in Eukaryota, Fungi, Ascomycota, Eurotiomycetes, Onygenales, Ajellomycetaceae. Bases 698 to 4666 code for a protein of 1322 amino acids. Gene Ontology annotation, molecular function: protein binding; U2 snRNA binding. The transcript is spliced from 6 exons. The record is from RefSeq and is a predicted model, not a curated record.
GGCCGAAUCGUGUUUUGGCGUGCUGAACGGAUGAUGCGGAUAGCAGGCCACUGGUUGGAUAACGUCGUAUACGGCCGUUAUGCGAGUGAGGAUGGUUUCUCGCAUGGAGAUGAAGUUGUUGAUCCUGGGCGUAGGUUGAUCGAUGAGAGAUCUCGAACGAUGGCGGCUCGGCCAAUGAUGACUAAGGAUCUGGUAUUGCCCCUCUGGCCGGUGUUUAUGUCCACGCACCACCUCUCCCAGCCAGCAUUAUCAAGAUUCGCGCAUAACUACAACUACAACUACAACUACAACUACAGGAACGACAAACAGCAGCCAGCUACAACAGCUACAACAGCUACAUUCUAUAGAAUCACUACGGCGGGAUCUAUUAGGCUGUCAAAACCAAUAACCGCUAUUGACCCUACCCAUUGGAGCUGCCAGCUAACUUCAACUAAUCCAGGUUCCUCCUGUUUAAGCCCGGUCACCAUCAGAUUUUGAGGACACCAGCCCGUGGUAUCUGUCUGUUGGGCCGAAAUCCCCCCUCUCGUUGCUGGGCGCCAAUGCCUUAAAAUGGCUCAAUAAGAUACAGAGAGGGGUGCUGCAGCAAUCAUCAGGCACCCACCUUUGUUCACACCUCCAAGGUCUCUCGAGGGGUGUAUAUUUCUGCGCAUUAAUUUAAUGUUAUCUAGAGGCUUCUCAUGAAGCAGUGGUUUACACCAUGUCCAUCCAGACCACUUAUCUGACCGAUGGCAACUGGACAACUCGGCAAGUUAACAUUGGAGACAUCAUGUCCAGCAGGCAAGGGACUUCUGAUGAUGACGGUGUGCGCAAGCCACGGAGCGUGCCACCUACUGGGCUUCUUUCCCGGACAAUUAUGCCCGGCCCUCUGAUCCAACUGGCACUACCUGCGCGGCUCAGACAUCGUGAUAAACACGAUAUCGUUUUUGUAGGCGAUGAUUUUAUACAGAUCAAGGAACUUGUCCCCAACGGCCAUCUGGAAGACAUUGCUACAAAGGCAGAUUUCGAUACCAAGAUCCUCGAUGCUAAAGUUAUCGGGAACCCGGGAAAUGCGGUUACAGGGACGCAAUUUAGAGAGGAGGGUGAAUUGGGUGCAUUGUCUAAUACAUCACCUGACGACUGCUGGCAUAGACAGAUCCUUGUUCUAGUUCUGGCUUGCAGGGAGCUCCUGUUUCUGUACGGGGCGGAAGGCCCGUCAGGCCGCCCGGAAUUCAUCCACGUGCGACGCCCCUUACCAUCAGAUGUCAGCUCCCUCGAGCAAUAUGGCAGAUAUGUUGCGAUCGAUCCCAGAUCAAGAUCAAUGGCGGUUUCAGCAGCGCACAAAUUUUUCGGUAUUUUCUCCCUGAAAUCUCCAUCAGUUAUCCGCGCAGAGAUGGAGGCAGGGCCAGUUAAUCCAAUUCAGGAGGAACGGUUUUUUCGUGCUGAUGGCGACAUAAUAGCCAUGGAUUUUCUCCACCCAGCCGCCGGAGACGAGGAUAGGAUAGUACUAAUGCUGCUCGUAAACAAUCAUACGAAGACUCAUAUCGCCUGCUACACCUGGAAGGAGGGCGAGGGUCUUGCAAGUGUCGAGGCCAAGCGAAUUAAAUCAAGAAUACUACCGGAGUUCCGGCUUCCCUCGCUAUUUAUACCACUGAAAUUUGCGACCUCCUGUCUGCUGGUUAGCCAGGCAGGGUAUUGCGUCUACGAGAUCAACCUGGCUGACAGUACUGUUUCAAUGAGAGAUAAAAGUUCGGAUGACCGGGGAGGUCAGCCAUGUACGGCCUGGGUUCGGCCAAAGAGGAACAUUGCUCACCACGAAAUAGAAGAUGACCUUUACCUAUGCCGCCAGGAUGGUGAGUUGUCAUAUCUGGAAAUUAAGAAAAUGGCUGGGGAGUCAUGGUGGCUUCUGAAAGACAUUCGCAUAAAAUCAAUUGGCUGUAAUGUCGACAGAGGCUUUGCCAUCCUCGACUCCGGGUUUAAAACUGGAGGUGAUAUACUUGUGGCUGCAGGCUCUAUGGGUGACGGUGGCCUAUUUCUUUUGGGUGCUAGAAAAAAUUCGAGAUGUCUUCAAAGGAUCCCAAAUUGGGCUCCCGUUCUUGAUUCUGUUGUGAUAAAGGCUCCUGAUUCUCAGGGCACGGAAAACUACCAAAAUGGACGCAAGGCUGUGGACUUCGCCUUCGAUCGGAUCUUUACAUGUUCGUGGGAUGGCCUUUAUCGCGGGUCAAUUACAGAAUUGCGUCAUGGAAUCGAGGCCCGAGUCGGGCUAGUUAUUGAUCAGGAAGAUUCGUCAAGUGUUCUAGACGUGUGGACUAGCCCAAACCGGCAAACAGGAGGGACAUAUUUCUUGUUUUCGAACCCGCUAUCAUCAUCUGUCAUUUCUGUUCCCGUCGAAACUGAGGACGAUCUAUAUGUGAUGACCGAGGAAGAUACUGGCAUUGAUCUCGAGACCCAAACCAUUGCCGCAGGAAGCUCCCGCGAGGGAGUGGUCAUCCAAGUCACGGAGUUGUCGAUACACCUAUCCGUUCUCGAGAAUACGACACUUCGCUACUCAACACGGUGUCAAAAUCCAGCUGAACGUAUUAUCGCCGCAGCUGUCAGCGGAGCCCUAUCACUAUUUGCCGCGGCAGUAAGGACAGCAUCGGGUAUCCAUAUUCAUCUUCGGAAGGUAGAAAUAAACGAUGGUAACCUCCAAUGCCCUACUAUUGGGCAACCCCUGCCAUUGGCCUGUGAGCCGGUUAACUUGACAAUCGAAGUGAUAUUUUCCCAGCCUGUCCUAUUCAUUGGGACCACAGAAGGGAAACUCCUAUCUGCACGGAUUGAUCCCAUUCUAGGCCUUGUACCCUUAUUGGAACAAUCCAUUCUCCUCUUCCCUGGAAAUGACGAAUCAACAGUUUGCGAAAGCUUCGCGGUUAUUACCGUCCCUAGACGUGGAAGGACGAAAACAACACUGUUUUGCGGACUUCGGAGUGGCAACAUGGUUUCGUUCGAUGUACGGCUCGAGAGAGACUCCGGAAACAUUGCACUGGUCCAAACCGACGUCCGCAAGUUGGGCAAUACAUCUGUCCGGAUUCGAAGAUACGAAUCAGACGCAACCUUUGCGAUUGUAACGUGUGGCCGCGGAUUAUGGCGCCUAUCUGAUGUUGAGGAUGAAGAAUCUGACGAGUUCGUUCUUCACAAGAUAUGGGUCACUGACCAGAACAAUCCUGCCCGCGUGCAAGCUACGAUCGAUGUGUUUACCUGCAUCGACUCUCGUCCCGAUUUCAACUCGGGGGGACUUGGUGGUUCGCUGGUAUGUAUCACGAGAAACCAGCUACUGUGCUGCAUCUUAGAGAAGACACCAAAAACAGUUCCGCGGCAUAUUGCAAUCCCGGGAAGCCCAAAGAGAAUAAUAUACUCGGAAUAUUUGAAGCAACUCGUUGUGGCAUAUAAUGCCGUUGAACUCAAAGAGACUGCAGAGUGCGUGAAGCGCUGGAGACGCCCUCGUAUCGACUUCAUCGACCCGGACGACGAAGUAGGUGUGUCGUCUUCCAUAUCCCUAAGUGGUGAACCGGAAGGUACACCAGAGGCUGAACCCAGGCCAUGGAGGCCAACUGGUGGAUCCGGCGAAGAGGUCACAGCACUCCUGGAUUGGAGUGUCUCGAGCGGUGAUAACGUGCACCAUAUGGUUGUUGCCGCAACGGCUCAACCACACUCUGCCCAUAUGGGGAGGGUGAUAUACAUGGUAGCUCGUCCCAGCGCUCGAUCUCCGGGUCAGAUAGACUCGUCAGUGAAAUACGUUCUUGACUACGAAGCCCCUGUCAGAGCGAUAGCGCCCUUCAAACCCAGCUCUUUGGUCUUAGCCGUUGGCGAUCAAGUUAUUUUCCAAACUAUAGACCCUGUUGCAAAGAAAUGGCGGAAACGACCCGGCUAUCACCUGGAGUCCGAUGCCGUGGCCAUCACCGUGCGGGAACCUUACAUAUACGUCCUAACACUGAAAAAUUCACUUUGCAUUCUCCAUGCCACAGACACAGGCCUCACACUACAUGGCCAGGACGGCUCCGACAGGGAAAGCCUCGACCUCGUUAACCUACAAGACGACUCCCGCAUAACCAUAACAUCAACCCUAGGUGGCGCCAUCGUCGGCCUGACAGAAGUCGGCCUCACACCCGAAGACAAACUCAUCCACAAGACCUUCACAGCCCAUAUGCCCUUGUCAGUCUUUCGGCUAUCCAGAAGUUCGCGACCAGCAGCAACUACACCAGGCAUGGGCUUAGAGGUGACAUACGGCACCGCAAUCGACGGCACGGUGUAUAGGUUCACAACCCUCUCCGAGCCGCAGUGGCGCUUACUACGCUUUAUCCAGAAUGUGUGCAUGAAGGAACCGUCCAUAUGUCCGCUGGCAAGGCGCAGGCGGAGAAACUCCAUUGAUACGUGGGAGGUUACGGUUUCCAAGCCUGAGUCGUUGCAUGUUAAUGGGGAUAUCCUGAGUCGGUUGGUUGAGGGGGGCAUAGGGCAGUUGAGACGGAUGAUGGGGGUAGAAGAAGAGGACCGCAUGACUGAAAGCUCUAAGGUUGCUGGUAGUGGUGGUGGUGGUGGUGGGGAGAAGGUGAGUAGGUUUAUGGAGUUUGCAGCUGCGGUUGUUCCGGGUGCUGAGGAUCCGUUUGCUGCUGUUAUGGCAUGGAUGGGGUCUAUGGUACAAAUUUCCCUGUGACCUGCAUCUUUUGGGUGGGUGGGUAUUUACGAUCCUGGAAAAAGAGAACUGGGAAUUCGUUGGCAUGUUCGCAUUUCUGUCCGCUUCUCCAGAGUCCGGCAAAACCAGGAAACAAACAGCUCGAUUUAAAGGUGAAAAGCAUGGAUGUAGAGGGUUGCUCACCAUGUUCUGCUUUGGCCAUUUUCCCCCUUUCUUCUUCUCCUCCCUUUGGCGAAAGGAUUGAAUUGAGUGACUUUAUCCACGCUUCACACUUGAUUGAAUAUUUUGACAUCUAAGGAGAGUGAGAUGAAGAUGUCCAAUCACAUGUUUCAAAAGCCCUCCUGUGAGAGGUUGUUCUUUGUCCAUUUACGUGGUUGGGUUGCUCAGGAUUCAGGAUGAUUGAAUAAUUUAUAGGCCUAAAUAGCUGAUAUAGGACGAGAUGAUGAAUAUUCCUUGCCAAGAAACACAAUAAUAAGUGAAUAACAAAAGCUAUAGAGGUUAAUAUAAAACUCUUACAGUAUCAAACUAUAGUUAAGUAAUAUUAAAUAAAAUAAAAUUCCCCCUUUUGUCGUCCUUGC